AGAGGGAGGAGGAACAAGUGCUACGCAUUAAGCGGUGAACCGUGGUCGACUCAACACACUUCUCUGUAUACACACACUCUCACUCAUCAAGAGAGAGAGAGAGAAAACAAGAGAGAGAGAGUGAGUGAGAGAGGGAGAGAGAGAAUAGAGGAGAAGUCUUCUGGGUAUGGCUCAAGGCUCUGACAGCAACGACACCAGCUACACCAAAUCCCCAUCACCGGGAAAUAAACAGGGCUCCACAGACGAGAUGAGGAAGGUGAUGAGGCGGGAGAAGAAUCGCAUUGCGGCCCAGAAGAGCAGAAUGAGGCAAACACAGAAGGCUGAUAGCCUGCACUUGGAGAGUGAGAGUUUGGAGAAGGAAAACGCCGCUCUGAGAAAGGAGGUGAAGAGGUUGACGGAGGAGGCUAAAUAUCUUACCACGGUGUUGACCAACCACGAGGCAGUAUGCACAGGUAUAAGCCACGCUCCCACGGACCUGCUCUACGGCACACCUUUCCACCAGCACAUCAACGUCAACGUCCAGCACUAUCCGCUCUGACCUGUCACAGACAGAGAACUUUACAGUCUAUUAAAAACCUUUACAAUGGCCAUUGACGAUUAUGGGGAGGGAAAGUGCAGAAGUUCGCCAUCUGCUGGUUAUGUUCAAAACAUUCCGAAUUGCCGUUCACUUCAUGGCAAACUAAGAAUCACGCAAAGCUUUCGAGGAACGUUCUUUCUGCGGGUGUACGCGAACAGCAGUUACAAAUAUUAUAACUGUAAUAUACAACUGAUACUACUGAUGCCCAUGCCACUUCGUGUGGGAUUAUGUCUGAGUUUGUGGUGUGUUUAAAAGGAAACACUCUGUGCUUGUCUUUUGCUGUCAACAUGUACUGUACUGUAAACAAUCUGUACUGUAGGAUUACAAGUCAUUGUCAACCUACGUUUUGAAUGCAAACAGCAGGGGGCGCUCUGAUCACUUUCCCUCCCAUCUUCACGACAAGGUGAAAAAUAUACAAGUAUGAUUCACGACUUCGUGGAACAAUAGAAGCUUACUCACAAUGUGACGACUGGCGGAUGAGGUGUUAUUUCUGGUCCAUACGUAUCCUCCCGACAACAAAAUAACAACCUAAUGUUUGUUCUUUGUGGAAUAAGAAUAAGUAUUUUAUGAUAAAACAAAAGAUUCAAAUAAACGAAGGAAUAAUGUA
This is a messenger RNA of Astyanax mexicanus (Mexican tetra), 1184 nucleotides long. It is a transcript of the gene batf, whose product is annotated as basic leucine zipper transcription factor, ATF-like. Gene Ontology annotation, cellular component: nucleus. Gene Ontology annotation, biological process: regulation of transcription by RNA polymerase II. The record is from RefSeq and is a predicted model, not a curated record. Bases 167 to 538 code for a protein of 123 amino acids. Lineage: Eukaryota; Metazoa; Chordata; Actinopteri; Characiformes; Acestrorhamphidae. Gene Ontology annotation, molecular function: RNA polymerase II cis-regulatory region sequence-specific DNA binding; DNA-binding transcription factor activity, RNA polymerase II-specific. The transcript has 3 exons.